UGGACCACAGGGCUGGGCCACGGGUGAGAAGAAGAUGGGGAAACGGGGUAUGUAUCCUUGUAACCUGCUGCUGCAUAACCCACCUGCUUCUGUCCGUGGGUUUAAAACUGAGAAACAUCAAAACGACGAUGCAAGCCUCAUCGUUCAGUGUACGCGCGCAAAUCCCAACCGUUAAUAAGGAUUCCAUGGCCGAGUCUACCGUCCCUAAGUGGGCCCAGAAAACCGUUAGCUUGCCCCCGCUUAGGCGCGGCUGCCAUCUAGUUACUUCCAAGAUAGUCAAAGAAAUCGAACCAGACCUCUCCGGAUUCAAGUGCGGCCUCGCUCAUCUCUUCUUGCAGCACACCAGUGCUUCUCUCACCAUCAACGAGAAUUACGACUCUGAUGUUCGCCAUGAUACCGAAACCUUCCUCAAUCGGAUAGUUCCUGAGGGAUCAUCUGCUCCGUGGAAGCAUACUCUUGAGGGGCCAGAUGACAUGCCGGCUCAUAUUAAAUCGUCGAUGUUUGGUUGUGCACUGACGAUACCAAUUACAAAUGGGAAGCUUAACAUGGGGACGUGGCAGGUAAUAAAAUUCAUUUGUGCAAUGAUCUUUCCAAAAUCAUUCAAAUUUAUGUUGGUUCUAUAUAUAGAGUGUGUGAGGGAGAGAGGCAGGGAGUACAACUUUAAAGUGCAGAGCGAAAGUACACUUGGAUAACCAAGCUUUUUUUCAUCACUUUUGGAAUAUUUUGGAACUCGUUCAUGAACAAUUCAAUUGCUGUCCAAUUCUCAUACAAAUCAGGGCGCUGACUAGAAAAUCAAUGACUAUCUAAGUUUAUCAUAUGCAUGUGCAUAUUAAAACAAUUCUUUCAUUGUGGAUAAUAUUUCAAAAGCUGUUACCUCCGGUAAUUCACCAUUGAUGCCAUACCCUGACGGAAUAUAUUUCAUAAUGGUUGAUACAUAAUACCCUAACUUUGAUUAGGAAAACCCUUCUAUUAUUUGACUAGCAAAUUUCAAAUUCCAUAAUGCUCUCCUUCGAGAUCGAUAGUUCUCACACUGUCUAUUCGAAGGUUUCUCAAUCCAUUUUUUACUUGGAAGCGUAUUCCUAUUCGAUGCCCUGAACUGGAGAUUAAGUUCAUGGAUGAAAGCAGAGAUCAUUUUGUAAAAUUCCGUAAGGACAAAGACAAUGAUAUAAAUUUUGACUGAGUAGUUUAUCUCCUGUGAGAGCAAAUGAAAAACUGAUUUUCUUCGGGCUGGAUUGUGAACAAUAUAAAUAAUGGAAACUGAUUAUUUUAAUUUGUUUGUGAACAUGUAUGCUAAGAAGUAAGAAAUUUCAUAUACUAUUGUUGUGCAUUAGGGUUUUCUUAAAGAAGUUAAUCUUUAUAAUUUGAGAAACGCAAUUGAAAUACUAUACAAACACUCUUAGAAGUUCUUGAGAUUGCAUGUGACUUCCCUUGCUUCUUAUACAUUUACAACAACAACCAUUACAGGGGUGCAAAUUGUAUUUUGCUUUUUGGGUAAUACAGACUGUCAAUGUAGUUUGUUUUAGGUUAAUGUUUGUAAAGGAAGAAGGAUAUUAUAGAGGUAAAAAAGGGAGGGACAUCCCAGAAAUUGACCAGAUCUCAGCAUAUAGAUAAAUCCCAUUUAAUAUGGAAGUGUUUAAUAUCUAUAGCUAUCUAUAGAUGAUGAUGGUUAGAAUGUUUUAUGGUAGGAUCUGUGCUAUUGGAGUUGGUUUGGUUGACACGAAUAACUAGUUAAUAUUUGCAAAUAUUGAAAACACACACACCUCGAUUUGGUUAAUGUAAUAUCCAAAUUAAUAACGUAUUUCUUCUUUUAUGUUUAAGGGUAUAUGGCUAUGCGAGCAUCGAGAUCAUCCUACCUCUCGAAGAGUCGUUGUCACUCUUAAUGGAAUAUGAGGUUUUAAGAUCUGUGCUCUUUACCUCUCUGUCGUAAACUCUUUUUGUAAUUUACAGCAGGAUGUCUGUUUCACAUCUACCAUUUUUAGCUAAUGUAAUUUGAAUAUGUUCUCAACUUGGAACAGCAUUAUGAUAUGAUCUUUUAAUGCAAAGACGUAUUCUAAAUAA
Messenger RNA from Vigna angularis (adzuki bean), 2058 nucleotides. RefSeq lists its product as uncharacterized. The coding region runs from base 129 to 692 and encodes 187 amino acids. The transcript is spliced from 6 exons. The record is from RefSeq and is a predicted model, not a curated record. NCBI's taxonomy places the organism in Eukaryota, Viridiplantae, Streptophyta, Magnoliopsida, Fabales, Fabaceae.